Messenger RNA from Sarcophilus harrisii (Tasmanian devil), 2822 nucleotides. RefSeq names its product solute carrier family 22 member 1. Gene Ontology annotation, cellular component: membrane. NCBI's taxonomy places the organism in Eukaryota, Metazoa, Chordata, Mammalia, Dasyuromorphia, Dasyuridae. The coding region runs from base 182 to 1846 and encodes 554 amino acids. Gene Ontology annotation, biological process: transmembrane transport. The transcript has 11 exons. The record is from RefSeq and is a predicted model, not a curated record.
UGAAAGAUUAUUUCUGCUUGGUUGUGUUCCAUGUUUAUCAUGCCUGAACUUAUUUUGAAAUGGUGCAAUCUGAAUCAACUACUAAUAGAUUAUUCGAUGCUGUUAAUUUAGACUCUGCAGUUUGGAGCACAUCUAGCAAUGAAGUUUAUUAGUUGUCUGAAAGUUAUUGCCUGGUCCAGUUAUGCCAACUUUAGAUGACAUUUUAGAACACGUUGGGGAAUUUGAUUUAUUCCAGAAACAAGCCUUUUUUUUCCUAUGUCUGCUCUCGGCUACUUUUGCACCCAUUUAUGUGGGAAUUGUCUUCUUGGGCUUCACUCCGGAUCACCGCUGCUUCAGUCCUGGUGUUUCAGAGUUAAGCAAGCGAUGUGGCUGGAGUUUGGAAGAGGAGCUGAAUUACACAGUGCCGGGUCGGGGCAUACCGGGAGAUACUUUUACCAGCCAGUGCCGGAGAUAUGAUGUGGACUGGAACCAAACAGCCCUCAGCUGCAUGGACCCUUUAGCCAAUUUUACUGGCAAUAGAAGCCACAUCCCUCUUACCACUUGCCAGGAUGGCUGGGUAUAUGACACUCCAGGCUCUUCCAUUGUGACUGAGUUUAACCUGGUGUGUGCCGAUGCUUGGAAGGUGGACUUGUUCCAAUCCUGUGUAAAUGUGGGAUUCUUUCUUGGCUCUCUGGGAAUUGGCUAUGUAGCAGACAGGUUUGGUCGCAAAGCGUGUCUCUUAAUUACAGUCUUCAUCAAUUCUCUGUCCGGAGUCCUCAUGGCCAUCUCCCCCAACUAUGUGUCUAUGCUCAUUUUUCGUUUGCUGCAAGGACUGGUCAGCAAGGGGAGCUGGAUCUCUGGAUACAUCUUAAUCACAGAAUUUGUUGGCCCAGGAUAUAGAAGAACCGUGGCUAUUCUCUACCAGAUGGUUUUUACUGUUGGCCUUGUGAUACUCUCAGGAAUUGCUUACAUGAUCCCCCAUUGGCGAUGGCUCCAGCUUACUGUUUCUGUCCCAACUUUCCUCUUUUUGCUCUAUUACUGGUGUGUACCUGAAUCUCCUCGAUGGCUGUUGUCACAGAAGAAAAAAACCAAAGCAAUAAAGAUAAUGGACCACAUUGCCCAAAAGAAUGGGAAACUACUGCCUGCUAAUUUCAAGACCCUUUCUCUUGAAGAAGAUGAUGAUACUGAAAAGCUGAGUCCUUCCUUCAGAGACCUAUUCCGAACCCCACAGAUAAGGCAGUACACUUUAAUUCUGAUGUACAUCUGGUUUUCAAGUUCUGUGCUUUAUCAAGGUGUCAUUAUGUACAUGGGGGCCACAGCUGUUAACCUUUACCUGGAUUUCUUCUACUCUGCUUUGGUUGAGUUUCCAGCUGCUCUGAUCAUCAUCUUCACCAUUGAUCGCGUUGGUCGCCGCUAUCCUUUAGCUGCCUCCAAUUUUAUUGCAGGGGUAGUUUGCUCUAUCAUGAUAUUUAUCCCCAAUGAUAUACACUGGUUAAAAGUAACCGUGGCAUGUGUUGGUAGAAUGGGAAUUACUAUUGCGUUUCAGAUGAUUUGUUUAGUGAAUGCAGAAUUAUAUCCCACAUUUAUCAGGAACCUUGGAGUGAUGGUCUGUUCUUCCUUGUGUGAUGUGGGUGGAAUCAUAACUCCUUUUAUUGUCUUCAGACUGACAGAAAUUUGGCAUGAGUUACCCCUUAUUUUAUUUGCUUUGAUUGGUGUCCUUGCCAGUGGAAUGGUAUUGCGUCUACCAGAAACAAAGGGGAAGAUGUUACCAGAAACCAUUGAAGAUGCUGAGAAGCUGGGGAAAAGAAAGCCCAAAGAAAACAAGAUCUUCCUUCAGAUUGAAAAAUCCGAAGAUGUGGACAUCUGAAAGAGAUGUGGCCUUGUUGAAAUGAUUUGUUGGAUAAAGGAAGAUUGAUUAAUCAUUGGAAAUGCAUGAGGAGAAGCACACAUUUUCUCUUAGUCUUGCUCCAUUGGUGCUACUCUGACACUUGUCCAUCAGGUUUUUGCUUAGAGCUCCAGAAAGCAGUGACAGUUUUAGAAAAAUCAUUUCUUGUUUUAUCGGUGCUCUUCCACUAACCCACUGAAAUCAUCACUGACUUUUUUAAAAAAAUCUAUUUAUCUUUUAAAAAAUCAAGAUCUUGUGAUUGUGAUCAUAUUAUUAUUAACAAUCAAUUAAAAAGUAUGUAUAUACCAGGCACUAGCUCUGUGAUCCAGCUAAACCAUUUAAUUCCCAGAUUAUUCUCUAACAUUGUAAAUCAUCAGAGGAAAUUAUAAUCUGCACUGGUAAGAAGAGUUGUUUUUUCUGGAGGUUCCUAUACCAGUGAGGAAAUCAUAAAUCUAGUGCUUCUUCAUUUUUUUUUGUACCCUUCUAAAAAUGCAGCUAUUUUUAAAUAAAUGUUGUUAGAUUAUGAAAUAUUUUUGGUAUGAAUAACUCAUAGUCAGAGGUAAUGGAGAUAAUGAUUCGGCAAUAUUAUGGUUCUCCAUUUGAUGAUAUGAAAUGGAAUUUUCUCUUUAUAAUUAUUUUGUCUUUAGUCUCUAAAUGACCUCUGAAGUUCCCCUCUGGUAAAAAGUUUAUGAUCCUAAACAUAAAAUCUUCUGAGGUUACAUGAAGGAUAUCUAUUCUGUUAAGUUUUAUAAGAAUAGGGCAGAUCUAUUAUGAUGGGGCUUACAGUUAUACGUUCACUGUGAUUUUUGAUGAUGUUCUUUUUUUGUUAGGAAUAAACAUUCAACUCUCAAAACUUUGGAUCUUUUUCUCUGAUAUGUAGUGAGUUUCAGCUUCCUUGAUAACUUCAGCAAAUAUUUCUCUAAUAAUUUUUAUAGAUUUUUUUUGUUUUUAUACUUCU